AUGCAGAGUCCUUCUUUCUCGUGGAGCGACCUCAACGCGUGCAUCAAAUCCGCAGUGAAUGGCUGCGACUCCGCGAAGGAUCCUGCGCGUUGCUGCGCGCUCUGCUUGCUCCAGGCGGUGCAGAAGCAUCGCAGCGACAGCGCGAUUCUGCAAAACGCGAUGCCUUCGAGGCGGGUCGCGACGGAUCUCCGCGCGAUUAACGUGUUCGACGACGUGUUUGAGACGAUCGGAGGCAGCCAGUCGCUCAAAGCCCAGCUCAUUGAGACCAUCGUCGAGCCGUGCUUGCACUGGGAGGUCGCUUCGAUCGAAUUCGAUGAUGUGAAGAGAUACAAACAGUUCGCGUUCGCGCUGCCCACGGGAAUUCUGCUGUACGGACCGCCUGGAACGGGGAAGACCGCGAUUUCGCGCGCCUGUUCACAAUUGGGACAUCUGAACUUUUUAUGUCCCCAUAUUAGUGACCUGGUGAACAAGGAAAUCGGAGAAAGCGAGCGUCGAAUUCGCGAGUUAUUCGCCCAAGCGGAGCGAUGUGCUCCCUGCAUUAUCUUCUUCGACGAAAUCGAAAGUGUUUUUAAGAACCGCGAAAUGCAGGACGUUUCGUCGAGUGCGCAGCAAGUGGUCACGCAGCUUCUGCUGAAAAUGGACGACGUUCGAAGACGGAAUCAGAGCAAUGGAAACAAGCUCGUGUUUAUUAUCGGCGCGACGAAUCUCCCGGAGCAGUUGGAUCCCGCGUUGCUGCAGCCGGGACGGCUGGAUUUGCUGCUAUUUGUGCCGCUUCCGACGAAGCAGGAGCGCGAAGAAAUCAUUGGAAUUUAUGGGAAGAAGGCGUUGGUAUUCGAGGAAGUGUCGAUUUGCGAAUUGGCGGAUUGUGGAGGCGAUGGAAUGAGUUGA
Molecule: messenger RNA, 888 nt
Organism: Blastocystis hominis
Lineage: Eukaryota; Bigyra; Opalinata; Blastocystidae
Exons: 3
Coding region: 1-888 (295 amino acids)
Molecular function (GO): ATP binding; ATP hydrolysis activity
Source: RefSeq, a predicted model, not a curated record